This is a messenger RNA of Alternaria ventricosa, 570 nucleotides long. RefSeq lists its product as uncharacterized. Gene Ontology annotation, biological process: protein N-linked glycosylation; cell wall mannoprotein biosynthetic process. Lineage: Eukaryota; Fungi; Ascomycota; Dothideomycetes; Pleosporales; Pleosporaceae. The record is from RefSeq and is a predicted model, not a curated record. Gene Ontology annotation, molecular function: alpha-1,2-mannosyltransferase activity. Gene Ontology annotation, cellular component: Golgi apparatus; membrane. The coding region runs from base 1 to 570 and encodes 189 amino acids. The transcript is spliced from 2 exons.
AUGGGCUCACGCAACUACGAUGUCCCCCGCCCGUCGCCGCCCCUCGAUGCGCCCUUCUACACAAGAUGUCAGGACCCCGUUCUGAACACGACCGCGCGCGAAAAUGCCGUGUUCAUGAUGCUCGCGCGCAACUCGGAAGUCAAGGGUGCAGUCUCGAGCGUGCGAAGCGUGCAGGAGCAGUUCAACGACAACUUUGGGUAUCCCUGGGUGUUUCUCAACGACGAAGCAUGGACUGAGGACUUCAAGCGGAAGGUGGGCAAAGCAGUCGGAGAAGGCGCAGACGUCAAGUUCGAAGUCAUACCCAAGGAGAUGUGGGGGUAUCCCGAAUGGAUCGAUCAAGACCGCGCGAAGAAGAGCAUGCAGGAUAUGAAGAACCGGGGUAUACAAUACGGUGGGCUGGAAAGCUACCACCACAUGUGUCGCUUUCAAUCUGGGUACGUCGCAUCGUCCACAUACUCUUCGCACAGCACUGACAGCAACCCCGUAGCUUCUUCUACGACCACCCCGCCCUCCUCCCCUACAAAUACUACUGGCGCGUCGAACCCAGCAUAUCCUUCACCUGCGCCAUAA